Messenger RNA from Drosophila gunungcola (fruit fly), 688 nucleotides. RefSeq names its product mitochondrial import inner membrane translocase subunit Tim8 (gene Tim8). The record is from RefSeq and is a predicted model, not a curated record. The transcript is spliced from 2 exons. Lineage: Eukaryota; Metazoa; Arthropoda; Insecta; Diptera; Drosophilidae. Bases 130 to 396 code for a protein of 88 amino acids.
GAGUCGCUGGCCACACCGCACAGCUGUCAGUCACUGCCGUCUCUUUAUAUAACCUCAAAACUCAAACCUCAAAAAUAUAAAAUUCGGGAGUCUGGUUGUUUUGUAAGAUUUUUCACUGAAAAUCACACCAUGUCCGAAUUUGAGAACCUUUCCGGCAACGACAAGGAGCUGCAGGAGUUCCUCAUGAUCGAGAAACAGAAGGCACAGGUCAAUGCACAGAUACACGAGUUCAACGAGAUCUGCUGGGAGAAGUGCAUUGGGAAGCCCAGCACCAAACUGGACCACGCCACCGAGACAUGUUUGAGCAACUGCGUUGACCGAUUUAUUGACACCUCGCUGCUGAUCACCCAGCGAUUUGCCCAGAUGCUCCAAAAGCGCGGCGGCGGCGACCUGUAGGUCAGGUCACCAUAUUACUCCAUACUGGGAUCUGGAAAUCCGGGGAGCUUCCGCCACUGUCCUACUGUUAAAGCUAUUUUUAAACAAAAAAUUAUCAUGUAAGCACUUUUUUUCCGCGCUGCGUUCGGUGCUGCUGCUAUCCCGAUAAUAUGUGACCCGUGAUCCGGAAUACACCAUCCGGACAAAGUGCGCCAGCCGGACAAACCGUAAAUCCUGUACCAUAACUCUAUUGUUUUGACGGCCUAACGCUAGCGAAUCCAAAAUAAAUACAACUUUCGUUUUGUAUGUUUAA